Molecule: messenger RNA, 378 nt
Organism: Babjeviella inositovora NRRL Y-12698
Lineage: Eukaryota; Fungi; Ascomycota; Pichiomycetes; Serinales
Exons: 1
Coding region: 151-351 (66 amino acids)
Source: RefSeq, a predicted model, not a curated record
UUCAGAACUACUAUACCUUUCAUGAAACUUAUGUUCAAUUGCCUUUCUACCAUGGCUCUCCAGUGCAUGACAAGAGCAUAGAGGAGGAACUACCGAAACCUGCAAGUAAUUAGAGCUGUAUAACUCGAUGCAUGCUCUUCCUCGUUCACCAUGAGCCAAAAAUUCUUCACACCAGGAGGAAAUUCUUCCCGUUCGAUCAUUAUUAGGGAAAGGAGGCCUCAUAGUAAUGUAGCUUACACCAUUCCAAUAAUCCACGUGAUUGAUGGUCUAACUCAUCAUAGUAUUGACUUUUAUGGUUGGGCUAUCGACACAUUUCGACAAGUGUCUCAUCUUCGAAUUCUUCGAAGAUAGCUGUGGGGCUUGAAUGGUGAUAUAACC